This is a messenger RNA of Ictidomys tridecemlineatus (thirteen-lined ground squirrel), 2113 nucleotides long. The record is from RefSeq and is a predicted model, not a curated record. Lineage: Eukaryota; Metazoa; Chordata; Mammalia; Rodentia; Sciuridae.
AUUGAGCCUCUCCCCCUGACCGGCCACAGACAACACUCAGAGGCCUCCCAAGGUCCCCUCCUCCUGGACAAACCCAUCCCCUUGCCCCCCGCUUUCCCCAAGAAAGAAGGAGGGGGGUCCCCUGCCUGGAAUGCCUGUGAGCCAGAGCGCAGGGUCCAGCCGCACAGCCUAGAGCUCCGCGCCCUGCCGGCCAGCCAUGCAGAAGAGGCCCCGCAGCCCCUGAGCGGGACGGGCAGCACCCUCGGGAAGCCCCCGAGCAGCAAGGCCCUGGUGCAGAGCAUGCCCCAGCCCCAGCAGGACGAGUGCAGUAACGCCAGCCUACUGAGCAGCGGGUACACCGGGGACACCGAGGACAGCGACGUGAGAUUGGCAGCCGGCCACCGGGUUGCCCUGUUGAGCAAAAGGCCCCACUCCCAGGCGGGCAGCGCACACGCGCCCAGCCCCGUGAGCAGCCGGCUGAGCGGCCACGGCCAGGGCACCAGGCAGGCUGGAGGGGAAAAGUGAGGGCAGCCUGCGGGGCACCAGCCUCAGCAGCCUGGGCAGCAUCGGCUUCCUGAGCCCGGGCAGCAGCUUCCUGACCUACCAGGUGAGCAGCGGGCUGCUGGACCCCCCGGGCAGCCAGCCCUCCAGCCAGACCGGCAGCAGCCAGAACCUGCCCGGGAGCGGCAGCGGGCAGAAGACCCCCAGCAGCAGCACCCACCUGCAGGAGGACAAGACCGGGGACAAGUCGGGAAGCAACAGCCAGGUGGCCCCGGCGGAGCAGCCUGCCCAGGUGAACGUGACCAUGUGAGGCCGGUCCCCAGCCCCAGGUCCCCUCAGAUCUCCACCCACGGGGCCCAGCACUCCCAGACUUCACCCAGGGAGGCAACACCUGACCAGUCGUCCCCGAGGUAGCAGCAGCCAUCAGCAGGCAGGUCCCGGUGCCGCAGGGCAGGGCGGCUGAGCUCCAUCUUUACUGAGGGUCGGGCAUCAGGGACGAGACCAGCAACCCCGAGGACCACUGGGGUAAGAAGAGCUGUGGCCGGGUCCACGGGUGCAGGGACGGCGGGCAGGGUCAAGAGCACCCGAGGGAAUCAGACCCAGGACAGUGAGCCUCAGCCAGGGGCACCUCGACCCGGUGCCAUUGAGCAGAGGCUCCACACCCAGGUGGGCACCGCAGGCCCUCCCCGCCCGCUGAAGAGCCAGUCCUUCCACAGUGAGCACCAGGGCCUGGGGACCGCCUCCCCAUUCACCAGUAGUGACAGUGGCAGCUAUGCUAAGGCCAUCGGAGUUAGAACCUUCCACAAGGAAACCACCCUAAAGGGUGAGCGCCAUCCGCAACCAGCACCAGCCGCGGUGAGCUCAGAGGGAAAGGCGGUGACCACGCGGGACUGUCCCCGACAGAGCACCUGGUCGUCUGCAAUCUCGGUCCCUGCCAGACCUGUCACUCACGCUGUCUGAGGCCGGUACUGCUCACAGGAGCACCCAGCAGGGCCACGGUGCACAGGGACACCUCGGGGACUCAGCACCUCCAGGCACUCGGCUCACAGUGACAUCACAGGGGAAGGAGCAUGGGGAGCAGCCACGUGCACACCCGCCCAGAGAGAGCGGGAUCGAGAAAGGACCCUGGAGAGGCCGGGUCAAGGGAACCCCAUCCUCCAAGAGCAUCACUCGCCGGAGCUCUGGCUCCUUUCCAAGCGCUGUGUCUGGGGGACGUCAGCCCAGAGACCGCCCAGGAACCAGGACUCCUCGUGCCCCACCCGCGUCUCCACGCGCUUCUCCCAGGCAGAGACGAGGCCAGGGGCCGUCCUGUGUUCCCAGGUGACAUGGUGCUUCCUACGGCAGGACAAUGCCAUGAUCGACACUUCAUGGUGACAGAGACCAGCCCAGCCAGGGACGACUGAGGCAGGAAGCUCUGGGCCACUGAGUGAAUGUCACCUGAGUGGGUGUGAGGGCUGGCGCCUCUGCCCUCCCCUCCUGGGGACCAAGGGCCCCUCCCUGGCUGACUCACCGACCUGGGGGAGGCGGGUCCACAGGGGAGGAAGAAGCCGCAGACGGUCCUGAAGACAUCCACUGGGUACCAGAAAGAAAGCUGAGGGGACACCAAGACAAUAAACGGUGUCUGGAGAGGUCA